AUGGAGGAGCAGGGUUCUCUGGAACCUGCACACCCCGGGUCGGGUGCAGGGCCUGUUGCUGGGGCUCCUGUUGGCAAGGUGGCAGGGCCUUCUGGGGAUGAAGGGGCAACAAUGGCAAGCUCUAAACUCUUCUGGUGUGCAUGUGUGAAGCGUUGGUUACCACCAGCUUACAGGGAAGAGCUCUACCACGUCUUACGUCUCACAGGUCCACUGCUGUUGUCUCGGAUUCUGAACUUUCUCAUGCCAUUUGUUAACACAAUAUUCUGUGGUCACAUCGGCAAUCCAGAGCUGGCUGGAUAUGCGCUUGCCUCAGCGACGAUUAACGUGACCACAACUGCCACAGGCUAUGGCCUUGCUUUGGCUUGUGACACGCUCAUUUCUCAGACAUUUGGCAGCAAGAACAUGAGGCGAGUGGGAGUGAUAUUGCAAAGAAUCUACACGGUUCUACAAUUCUUUGAUGCACUUCUGUGUGUCUGCUCAGGGAUUCUUGUGGGGUCUGGUAUGCAGAAAAUUGCUGCCUUGUCCAACUUGGUUAGUUACUACUGCAUCGGACUGCCAGUAGGAAUAGCUCUGAUGUUUCAUGCCCAGCUAAGAAUAUUAGGAUUGUGGCUGGGCCUCUUAAUCUGUGUUUUCAUUCAGACGGGUUUCUUCCUUUUUCUGAUCUAUAAACUCAACUGGAAAAAAGUCACACACAAGGCUCAACUGAGAGCUGGGAAGACAGUUGUGGUGACACCGAAACGUCCCACUAGUAUGGUGCUGAAUGACGGAAUGCUGCCAGAUAUCACAGACUACCCAGAAACAUUAAAUAGCGAAGCAUCUCAGAAGACGGAUGGCUACAGCCCUGUCACCACGCAGGAUCAGGUGCUGAGGGCAGCUAAUCAGGCUGAGGGGGACAACCCGACCAGAGGAAGCACUGAGGGCAAUGCAGAGCACGGCAAAAACACUUCCAGCAUCAAACAUCAAGGGCAGCUUUCCAUGUCUCAACUGAUCAAGCGUCGAGGACUCGCAUUGUUGGUUUCCGUUUUUUUAUUGGCCAUAGGUGUUGCAUUCCACUUUGCGUUCCCCCCACCUGAGCCCAGUGCCCAAAGUAGGGCCAACUUUACCCAAAAUUGGACCAAUGAUUCCACUCCUUCACCAUUGGAAACACUGAACCCAACCUCAACCUUCUAG
Messenger RNA from Menidia menidia (Atlantic silverside), 1170 nucleotides. The record is from the annotation of a GenBank genome assembly. NCBI's taxonomy places the organism in Eukaryota, Metazoa, Chordata, Actinopteri, Atheriniformes, Atherinopsidae.